AUGAGAAAUUCUGUCAGUUGCAUUAUUCUUCUAUCCAAAGAAACACCACUAGUAUUCCUGGAGAGCUCCGGUUGUCUCACCGCCGUACUUGGAGAGUUCUGUCUGUCUUAUCGCCGUACAAAAUGGUUACUGAAUAAGAAACCGCAGCGUGCUUCUUCAUCUUGUCAGCGUUGGCUAGGACAUAAAUUAGGUACUUUCCUGACAUUUUCUCAAUAUUAUUAUCAAAUCAUUUCGCUAGCUAAGGCUUCAAAGAUGCCUGAUUGGUCGAAACUUCAAAGUGAUCUUGUAGGUGUAAUUCUUAGUCGUAUGGAUUUGAUUGAGGAUUAUCUGAAUUUCAGUAGUGUCUAUAAAUCCUGGCAUUCGGUGGCCAAGGAGCACAGGUUUAUCAGUAAUUUGCCUAGGGCUCCAUGGCUUAUGCUAGCCGAGGAGGAUGAUGGUGACGAAGAUGAUAAUACCUGUAGGAAAUUCUAUAGUUUCUAUAAUGACAUGAUUUUUAAAAAGAGAAUUCCGGAAGCCCAUGGGAAAGGAUGUAUGGAAUCCAUGGGAUGGCUCAUCACUGUAGGAAAAGAAGACGGUGAAAUUAGUCUGUUACAUCUUUUUUUGGGUGUACAAAUCCAGCUGCCCCAUCAAAAUACCACAACACUUUAUGAAUUCAAUCGCACUCGCUUUCCAUGGAUCUUUAUCAAGAAAGUUGUUCUCUCAGCUAAUCCUUCUCAUACACCUGACUAUGUUCUUAUGGUCAUUGAGGGAAAAACCGAGCGCCUGAGUUUUUGGAGACCAGGAGAUUUGUUAUGGACCAGGAUUACCAAGUCCAUCCGCUUUGGAUAUUUUAGUGAUGUGAUAUAUUUUAAUGGCAGCUUUUAUGCGAUCACUUAUGGUGGUUGCAUCCAAGUUUGUGAUUUCACGGGCCCUGAGCCUGCUAGUAUUCGUAUAAUAAUGCAGAUUGCACAAUGUAUUGAUUGUAAGUAUUACAUCCUAGAAUCACUAGGAUCAUUAUUUGCAGUCAUGCAAAGUGGUGUUGGUUUAAGGUAUGUCGAAGAUGAUAGCGAAAGAAUUCGUUUGACGUUCUUCCCAGCUAUAAAUGAUCAUGAUGAGAUUGAUUUAGAUGCUCACAUAUAUACGCCAAUCACGGAUUUAGGGGACAGAGCUUUUUUCCUGGGUGCUAAUGCUUCUUUUUCGGUCCAAGCCUCUCAAUUUCCGGGAAUCAAGCCCAAUCAUAUUUAUUUUACAGAUAAUUGUUUAGGUGCAUACCUCCACUCUGAAACAGGCGGCGGCUUGGACAUGGGGAUGUUCAACUUAGCCGAUAGUAGUUUCCAGCCACAUUAUGAUGGUGUUUCCCUCAGUCGUGUUUGUCCUCCAAUUUGGGUCACACCAACUCUGUGCUGA
This is a messenger RNA of Solanum lycopersicum (tomato), 1386 nucleotides long. RefSeq names its product F-box protein At2g26160-like. Gene Ontology annotation, molecular function: protein binding. The record is from RefSeq and is a predicted model, not a curated record. NCBI's taxonomy places the organism in Eukaryota, Viridiplantae, Streptophyta, Magnoliopsida, Solanales, Solanaceae.